Molecule: messenger RNA, 653 nt
Organism: Raphanus sativus (radish)
Lineage: Eukaryota; Viridiplantae; Streptophyta; Magnoliopsida; Brassicales; Brassicaceae
Exons: 1
Coding region: 127-429 (100 amino acids)
Source: RefSeq, a predicted model, not a curated record
GCAUGAGCUAAAACUUACAAAUCUAAGAUUCAUCUUCAAAUCUUGACACACAUCCAAGAAAGAAGAGAAGCGUUUUUUUUAAUAUCAUCUCCAUAUCGAGUAUUCUAUCUAUUACAAGUACAACAAAUGGAAGGAGGCUUGGAAACUAUGUUUAUGAAGGUGGUCUUGUUCGCUCUUGUACAAGGUUUGGUGUAUCUCAUCCUCACUAAGUCGUCGAGGGUUUUCUCCAAAUCAAAAUCCUUUAAGAGGGCUUACAGUUUUAGGCCGGCGAGGUCCGUCAGCAUCCGCCGGAUUCUUGCGGCGCUUCAGGAUAUGCCUGCCGGCGGCGAGAUGUCUCCUUCCUCUAAUGGCUCAUCUUCUUCUCUUGCCUCGUCUUCUUUACAAGAUGAUGCAGCAACAACAGCAGCUACAUCAUCACCACCAUCUUAGAGACCUAUAUAUAUGAUCAUUAUUUAAAUUUUAUUUUAGAGACAUAUGUCUAAUUUGUUAGCCUUAUUUUAUCAUUAUUUUUUGGAAAAUUUGUUUCGUAUUUUUUUUGUUCAGUUUGAUUCGUUAUAUUGAUGUAAAAUUGGUCAGUACUCUAUGUAUGUACAUUUUAAGCUGUACCAUGUACAUUGAAAACAAUUUAGUCUGUUUAUUUGGUAUAAUCCUCA